CGAUUCACUGAGCCGACUCGGAGUAGUGAUAGUAGUUUGCUACUGGUGUCGUGAUGUGUUCUUCUAGCUGUUUGUGAUGAUCAAUUGCUCUACAUUGGACUGAAGAAGAAGGUAGUUUUGAUAAAUGACUGGUUCUCAGCGACAAUGCCCGGAGCUCCGGUGAGUAAUUCUGUUUCUACCGCGAUCAAGCACACUCGACGGUGAAGAUGUUUAAGUCAGCGAGAUGGCGGAGCGAGAAGAGCAACAAAAUCAAAAUCGUUUUCAAGUUGCAGUUUCAUGCGACUCAGGUGACACAGUUGAAGGCGGAGGGAUUAACGAUCUCUGUAGUUCCCGGAGAUGUUGGGAAAUCGACGGGGAAGGCAGAGAAGGCUAUGGUGCUUGACGGACAUUGUCGGUGGGAAUCUCCGGUGUACGAGACCGUGAAGUUUAUUCAAGAUGUGAAGACAGGGAAAGUUAAUCAGAGAAUUUAUCAUCUGAUUAUGUCAACUACGGGAUCUACAAAAUCUGGUGUUGUGGGAGAGACUUCGAUUGAUUUUGCUGAUUAUGUUGAUGCAAUUAAGACUUGCAAUGUUUCUCUUCCUCUCCAGAAUUCAAAUUCAAAAGCAAUGUUGCACGUAUCAAUACAAAGGCAGCUAGAAAAUGCAGAUCCACUAAGAGUGGUGAAAGAAAGUGAUAGCUUGGUGAAAAGGUCACGCGGUCAAGAUUUGAAAUCCCAUUUGAGCAUUGAAGCAGAUGAAAACCAUAAAAGUGAUUCACAAGAGGAAGGUCCAUUUGGUAAAGUUUCCCGAAUUGCUGAAUUGAGGCGUCGAGCAUCGAUUGAAUCUAAUAGUACAUUGUCAAGUUUUGACAGUGUUUCUGAAUUGGAUACACUGGGAGAAGUUGGAAGCAGAGGAGAUCACAUUCAGCAAAACCACUCAACUAUGCAUCACCAUUCGGUUACAAAUGUAUAUGAAGAGCCUCAUAUAUCAGAAUCCGAGUGGUCAGGAAGUUCUGAUCAAGGAAUCAGCACUGAUGACUCCAUGAAUAGUUCAAAUGAUACCAUCCCGAGAGACACAACGAAGACUUCCUCGGGUGACGAGGUAGAUAAGCUUAAAGCCGAGCUCGUUGCUUUGGCAAGGCGAACAGAUCUUUCAGAACUAGAGCUACAAAGCCUGCGGAAACAAAUUGUUAAAGAGACCAAAAGAAGUCAGGAUCUCCUGAGGGAAGUAACUAGCCUGAAGCAGGAGAGGGAUUUGCUGAAAGCAGAUAAUGAGAGUCUUAAAGCAUCUGACAAGCGAAAGGAAGAGGCAAAAAUUAGGAACAAGUUGCAGCUUGAAGGAAGAGAUCCACACGUUCUUUUAGAAGAAACCCGAGAAGAACUGGAUUAUGAGAAGGAUCUGCAUUCUAAUCUACGGAUACAGCUUCAAAAGACACAAGAAUCAAACACUGAGUUGAUCCUUGCUGUGCAAGAUCUAGAAGCAAUGGUGGGGCAAAGAAGUAAGAAAACAGUUGAUCUUCCUAGACCAAGAACCUGCGAGAGGAACAUCGAAGAAUCAAGGAGAAUGUCCUGCCCAAGUGAGACAGAUGAUGAUGAGGAUCAAAAGGCACUAGAUGAGCUUGUGAAGGGACACAUGGAUGCAAAAGAAGCACAUGUCCUGGAGCGAAGGAUCACUGACCUCUACAAUGAGAUAGAGAUCUAUAAACGUGACAAAGAGGAUCUUGAGAUACAGGUGGAGCAGCUUUCUCUGGAUUAUGAGAUACUUAAGCAGGAAAAUCACGAUAUCUCAUAUAAGCUAGAGCAAAGCCAAGUCCAAGAACAGUUGAAGAUGCAAUAUGAAUGUUCAUCUUCUCUUGUAAACGUGAAUGAGCUUGAAAAUCAUGUAGAGAGCCUAGAAGCUAAGCUCAAAAAGCAGUACGAGGAGUUCUCUGAGUCUCUGUACCGCAUUAAAGAACUUGAAACACAGAUCGAGGAAAUGGAAGAAGAAUUAGAUAAACAAGCUCAGAUCUUUGAGGGAGAUAUUGAAGCUGUCACACGUGCUAAAGUGGAGCAAGAGCAAAGAGCUAUCGAAGCCGAAGAAGCCCUGAGGAAGACGAGGUGGAAAAAUGCGAGUGUAGCCAGCAAAAUACAGGACGAGUUCAAGAGAAUCUCCGAGCAGAUGUCUUCUACGUUAGCAGCAAAUGAGAAGGUCACUAUGAAAGCAAUUACCGAAACCCGCGAACUGCGCAUGCAGAAGCGUCAGCUAGAAGAACUUCUCAUGAACGCUAACGAUGAACUCCGAGCAAAUAGGGUAGAGUACGAAGCAAAGCUCAACGAGCUCUCGGCAAAGACAGAUCUUCAAACGAAGGAGAUGGAAAGAAUGUUAGCGGAUCUAGAGAAUCAAAAGAGGCAUAAAGAAGAUCUGAAUGCAGAUUUAACACAGGAGAUCACAACGCUGAAGGAUGAGAUUGAAAUCUUGAGACUUGAAUUGGAAGAGACGAGAAAAUCAAGUAUGGAAACCAAGGCAUCUUUGUCAGAGGAGUUGCGGCGAAUCAAAGAUGAAAAAGAAGCAGUCAUUACCAUUUUAAAAUCACAAAUAGAGACCGCUAUAGCGCAAUGUGAUAAUCUAAAGCAUUCUGUAUUCAACAAUGAAUCAGAGAUCGAUAAUCACAUAAAACAAGUUGUACAAGUGAGAAGCGAGCUGAAGAAGAAAGAAGAAGAGAUGACAAAGCUAACGAACAGAGAAGCGGCAUCUGACAACAUAACAAAAACCGAGCAAAGAAGCAACAAAGAUAGAAUAAAACAGCUUGAGGAACAGAUCAAACUAAAGGAAAAUGCUUUGGAAGCAUCUUCAAAGAUGUUCAUUGAAAAGGAAAAGGAUUUGAAGAACAGAAUUGAAGAGUUGCAGACUAAACUCAACGAACUAAGUCAAAAUAGCCAAGAGACUGGUGAAACUCUGCAAGGUCCAGAAGCGAUUGCUAUGCAUAACAGAGAAGUAUUGCGAUUGAACAAGAGUGACAAUCUUCGAGAUUUGGUAAAUCAAGUAGCGUUGCUAAGAGAGCAAAAUGGAUUGAUGGAGAUGGAAUUGAAGGAGAUGCAAGAGAGGUAUUCAGAAAUAAGUCUAAGAUUUGCAGAAGUUGAAGGUGAGAGACAACAACUUGUUAUGACUGUACGUUAUCUUAAAAAUGCCAAGAAGAGGUAAAACCGAUAUUCUCAGAAGAAUCAAAUGGUGCAGUAUUG
This is a messenger RNA of Arabidopsis arenosa, 3196 nucleotides long. The record is from the annotation of a GenBank genome assembly. NCBI's taxonomy places the organism in Eukaryota, Viridiplantae, Streptophyta, Magnoliopsida, Brassicales, Brassicaceae.